AUAUAGUACUAUUAUACCUGCUCUUAUAAUAUAAUAUAAAUAAUAAUACCGCUUAUAAAUAAAUAAAAAAACAGUAUGAAAACAUUUUAGAAAUUUGGUCUUAAAAAAUAUCUAAUUUUAAGCUAUUUUGCUGUUGUUUUGGUAUAGUACUGUAAAGUAACUAUCAACUUUCUGACUACCCCUCAGAAAAAAUCUGUAACCACCGGGUAGAUGACCUCACCGGCCUGCCAUUCGUGUAAUCGAGUGGUUUUAGGUGUAGUACCGCAAAACGAUAAGUCAAAAUCGUUCACCGUUGUCUUUAUAGUAAUAGAGUUAUAAAUGUAUAAAUACUAAAAUACGCGUACUAUAUUUUACAGAUGUCUAAACUCCAAAAGCCAAACAAAAACAAUAAUAAUGAUCAUAUAAUAUUUAUACAUUUACACAUAAUAUUAUAAUAGUAGGCUAUUGUUGAUUACGUAGUAUUUUUAAUACGUAUUAUGUUAUAACAACAAUAGUAAAAUAGUAUACAAUAUUAUAUACGAUCGACAGCCGAUUCCGUUAUGAUAACAUCAAUACUAAUAUAUAUAUAUAUAUAUAUAUAAAAAUGCAAUGUAUAAAUAAAAACGUCUGAUGUCCCCCGCGCCGCCCCGAGCAACGAUGCAGACAGACGUGGCAGACAUAGCGACGACGACUGCGUCCGCCAAGGUCAACCGCUUCUCGUAUCUGCGCUCGUCCGAUGGUCAGCCGCCGUCCAAGGGAUUCGCAUUCGCUCGACGUCGACAUGUCGUCUUCAUUUGGUCGCAAGGUUUCCGACUGAGCACAGCCCAACACAUACGACUUGUGCACUGUCCUUUGCAUUUAAAUUUCAAUAAAAAUCGUAACGCUUUGUGAUGGCUGACUUGCUGGUGGACAUGGACUACGCUAUAAUGACCAUCAACUCGCAGAUAGUGUACAAGCCGACCAGCCAGCGCGAUGACCCGGAGCCCGACAAUGACCGCGAGGUGUACGUGGGUAACUUGCCGCAACACUACACCAUUGAGAAGUUCGUCAACUUUGCUAAAAAAUGUGGUUCAAUUUACAGCGUACGACUACUGAAAGGCAGUGGAGGUUUGAAUAAAGGUUUUGGUUAUAUAAUGUAUAGAAGUUUAGCUGCAGUUGACAUUGCCAUAGAAACGUAUAAUGGAACAUUCCUGACAGAAAGUGAUACUAAUAAGCCACUGAUUGUACAAAAGAGCUUACGUAAUACAAUUAUGAUGAUCUAUGGACUAUCACAGAGAAAUAACAAUAAAUACUAUAUCAGAACUGAAAUUAACUAUUUUGUUAUCAAUCAUCCAUCACUGUUACUGAAAUUUGAAUGUGAAGAUGAUACAAAGUUAUUCAUAUCUUUUAAAUCAUUAAAAGCAGCACAAAUUUUUAAGAAAAAACUAAAAGAUGCAUUUAAUAUGUAUGGAGCUAAAAUGUAUUAUUUUAAUGAUACAGAAAAUUGGUUUAAAAAAAAUGAUAAUAAUGUUCUUCCUUUUAAAAAGAGAGUCAUAGCUUAG
Rhopalosiphum padi (bird cherry-oat aphid) is the source of this 1520-nucleotide messenger RNA. RefSeq names its product probable RNA-binding protein 46. The record is from RefSeq and is a predicted model, not a curated record. Gene Ontology annotation, cellular component: nucleus. NCBI's taxonomy places the organism in Eukaryota, Metazoa, Arthropoda, Insecta, Hemiptera, Aphididae. Gene Ontology annotation, molecular function: mRNA binding. The transcript has 5 exons. The coding region runs from base 870 to 1520 and encodes 216 amino acids.